AUGAAAUUCUUCACCUUUGCUUCCCUUGCUAGUAUUUUAGCCGUCGCUACUGCUGCCGAUGAUGCCAGUGUUUCUCCAGCAUCAUUAUUACCAAUUGUUGGACAAAUUAGUUCAAUUGUCGGAGACGUCACGGACCUUAUUCAAAAUGCUGAGACCAUUUAUCCUUUAAUUGUUGGAAACUCAUCCAUUCCUGUUGAAAUCAAAGAUUUGGUUAUUGAAAUUACAAACUUGUCUAAGGAUGUUGGAACUUUGGUCCACGACGUUUCAUCAAACUUCAACACUACCUUCCAUAUCAACCACUAG
Lodderomyces margitis is the source of this 303-nucleotide messenger RNA. RefSeq lists its product as uncharacterized. The transcript has a single exon. The record is from RefSeq and is a predicted model, not a curated record. The coding region runs from base 1 to 303 and encodes 100 amino acids. Lineage: Eukaryota; Fungi; Ascomycota; Pichiomycetes; Serinales; Debaryomycetaceae.